UCCUAGCAACGGGGCGGAAGGAACCUUCAUUUAACAACAAGUUACUUAUCUCCCACAACACAAAACGUUACCGCUUAUACAGUCUUAAAUUAUAAUAUUUAUGUUUGUUCACUAUAUACUUUUAAAAACAAUAUAUAUUCUCAAGUUAUCGUAUGAAGCGGGAUGGCUAUCAACAACCCAUCGGUGUUUCUGUUGAUGAUAAACGGACAGAUAGAAGGAGCGAAUUUUCCAGAGUAUGAUGACCUGUACUGUAAAUACUGCUUCGUCUACGGACACGACUGGGCUCCCACCUCGGGUCUAGAGGAGGGUAUAUCUCAGAUUACGUCGAAGGGCAGAGACUCUCCUCAGAGAAUGAUCUGGAAUUUUCCUCUGGAGAUCACCUUUAAGAGCACCAACCCAUUAGGCUGGCCUCAGAUCGUGGUAAGUGUCUACGGUCCUGAUACGUUUGGUAACGAUGUGGUCAGAGGAUACGGAGCAACACACAUCCCCUUCACUCCUGGACAACACACCAGAACCAUCCCAAUGUUUGUUCCUGAAUCCACAUCAAGACUACAGAAAUUCACAAGUUGGCUGCUGGGCCGGCGUCCAGAGUUCACCGAUCCUAAAGUCGUGGCCCAGGGAGAGGGCAGAGAAGUGACCAGGGUCCGUUCUCAGGGUUUCGUCUCCCUCUCCUUCCACAUUGUGACUAAAGACAUGAAGAGACUGGGUUACGACACCACACCUUCCGAGACCUCACACACUCUGUCACACACUGCUGCCGCAGGCAUCGGACCGGGAGACCAGCCCUACAGCACGUGACGGAAACACACACACACACUGCUGCUGCAGGCAUCGGACCGGGAGACCAGCCCUACAGCACGUGACGGAAACACACACACACACUGCUGCCGCAGGCAUCGGACCGGGAGACCAGCCCUACAGCACGUGAUGCAAACACACACACACUGCUGCCGCAGGCAUCGGACCGGGAGACCAGCCCUACAGCACGUGAUGCAAACACACACACACACUGCUGCCGCAGGCAUCGGACCGGGAGACCAGCCCUACAGCACGUGAUGCAAACACAAAGGCUGGUUUAAAGACAUCAGACUGAUCCAGGACCUGCAGAACCCCUCUAUAAUAAUCUAUCUGGGGGGGGGUGACAUUAAUUUAAACCAGGACUCUGUUGAGCAGCCAUUGUUUUUUAAUAUAUCCUUAAUUUAACUCGGCAAAUCAGUUAAGAACAAAUUCUUAUUUACAACGACGGGCUACCGGGGAACAGUGGGGUUUAAACUGCCUUGUUCAGGGGCAGAUUUUGUACCUUGUCGGCUCGGGGAUUCGAUCCAGCAACCUUUCGGGUCACUAGUCCAACGCUCUAACCACGAGGCUACCCUGCCGCCCCUGUUGAUAAGUAACUGGUUAAGGUUAGCAGAAGGAUUUUUCAAAUCCUGAGCGUCUUUAUUUUCUAUAUAUCCUCUACUUUCUCCUUCUGAGCGCCUUAACGAUAGUAGGAAGGGGCGUGGCUUCCUGACAACGAUCACCGAUUGGACAGCCCCCAACCUCCAAAACAACCACAUUGGCCGAGCUUAUGCCGGUUAUCGCUUGAUCUGAAGUGUUGUAAUUGUUUGACUGAGAAUAAAAUAUACUGUGUUUCAUG
This is a messenger RNA of Oncorhynchus masou masou (cherry salmon), 1636 nucleotides long. Its product is annotated as B9 domain-containing protein 1-like. Gene Ontology annotation, biological process: cilium assembly. The transcript is spliced from 7 exons. NCBI's taxonomy places the organism in Eukaryota, Metazoa, Chordata, Actinopteri, Salmoniformes, Salmonidae. The coding region runs from base 163 to 798 and encodes 211 amino acids. Gene Ontology annotation, cellular component: MKS complex. The record is from RefSeq and is a predicted model, not a curated record.